Molecule: messenger RNA, 1293 nt
Organism: Hordeum vulgare subsp. vulgare (domesticated barley)
Lineage: Eukaryota; Viridiplantae; Streptophyta; Magnoliopsida; Poales; Poaceae
Exons: 7
Coding region: 134-886 (250 amino acids)
Source: RefSeq, a predicted model, not a curated record
GCCCGCCCGCCCUGCCACGCCCACGCCGCCACUGGGAGGAGCUCGACCCCAGCGGCGGUGCAAGGCCACCGCGCCCACUCGGAGGAAAAUAAUCUGUUCUGCUUAGUUGAACAAGUACGCACCAGACAAGUAAAUGGGAGUUCAGGCAGAUCGAAGACCUCCUGGGGGUCUGGAUGGCCUCUAUGGGGUACAACUUACGGGACGGUCACCGUACAGUGAUGAUGAAGCUAUCAAAACAAGCAUUAUGGAUUCGUCAGCUAUGGAGCAGCAGGGGGGUGUCGGCAUGACUCGAAGUUUGAAGAUCAAGCAACUCUGGCGACAGAGACCCCCAUGCCUGAAGCCUAUUCACUGUAGUCUCUCAUGUGAUAAAAAUGUAGCUGAAACUGUUGCUAAUGUUGUCACGUCACUUCCUUUCAUCUUUCUUGGACUGCAGACACCAAGAAAGACCUUGAAUACUGCACUUUAUGCUAACUCACUAAUUGGAGUUGGAGUUGCAUCUAGCUUGUAUCAUACAUCACGAGGAGAAAUCAGAAAAUACAUGCGGUGGGCAGAUUACACAAUGAUCGCCACUACAACACUGUGCUUAACAAGAGCGCUUCGGGAUGAACAUCCAAAAUUACUAAUGGCGGCAUCAACGUUGCUCCUACCGUUCCAGCCCUUGAUGGUCACAGCCCUCCAUACUGGGAUGAUGGAGGUUUCAUUUGCGAAACGAGCAUCGACAGAGCCAGAGCUCAAGACAGCACACAACCUGCACAGGAUGUCGUCUCUGCUGGGUGGGGCCCUGUUCAUUGCCGAUGAUGUCUUCCCGCAGACCCCCUACAUCCAUGCUGCAUGGCAUCUAGCUGCAGCAUUAGGCGUCUGCACAUGCAACAAGCUUCUUGAAUGACCCUGCCGGGGGUUUAUUCUCCUUUAUACGAGAGAAAAAUCUGUUCUGUUAUCAACAAGCUGCUGAUAACAAUUUAUCGACCUGUCACAUUGAUCGUUGCACAUUGCAUAGGUGAUUGGUUCACAUUGAGCCGAAAAACAUUGGAGGAUUACUACAGCGUAUAUUGCUCUCCCGGAGUGAGAGGAACUAGGUACCAGUUAGUGACUGUAUUUGUUGUAUAUGAUAUAUUGUAGUAGUUGUUGUUCCAAAAAUACUGUUACUACAGCAUGUAUUGCUCGUAGUGAGAUGAACUAGAACUAGUCAGUCCUGUAUCCUGUAUUUGUUGUAUAUGAAUUACAUUGUAGUUGUUUUGUACUUAUGUUCUGUAGUGUUGUACUUCACUACAAUGGGGACAAUUUGGUUGCUGA